Messenger RNA from Pterocles gutturalis (yellow-throated sandgrouse), 747 nucleotides. It is a transcript of the gene L3HYPDH, whose product is annotated as L-3-hydroxyproline dehydratase (trans-). Gene Ontology annotation, molecular function: hydro-lyase activity. Lineage: Eukaryota; Metazoa; Chordata; Aves; Pterocliformes; Pteroclidae. The record is from RefSeq and is a predicted model, not a curated record. The transcript is spliced from 5 exons. The annotation marks the transcript as partial.
GGCCACGCCGUCCUGGCCCUCGGCCGCUUCGCCCUCGACUACGGGCUGGUGGCAGAGCCCAGCUGCCCCGAGACCCCCGUGCGCCUGCGCUGUCCCUGUGGGCCCGUCACCGCCUUCGUGCCCUGGGAUGGUCGCUGCAGUGGAAACCCCGUCCGCUUCCACAGCGUGCCCGCCUUCGCUGUCACCACCGACUUGGCCAUCAACGUCCCUGGUCACGGGAAGGUGGUGGUCGACAUCGGUUACGGUGGCACUUUCUAUGCCUUUCUGAGCGCUGAGCAGCUGGGCCUUGAUGUGUGCUCUUCGAAGACCAGAGACCUUGUCAAUGCGGCAAGUGUGGUGACAGAAGCGGUGAAGAAACAGUUCAAGCUUCAUCACCCUGAAAGUGAAGACCUGGCUUUCCUUUACGGCACCAUACUGACAGACGGGAAAGAUGCCUUCAGUGAGGAGCCCACCACCAACAUCUGUGUGUUUGCAGAUGAGCAGGUCGACCGAAGUCCGACAGGUUCCGGAGUGACAGCUCGCAUCGCCUUGCAGUACCACAAGGGACUCAUCCAGCUGGAUCAGACCAGAACCUUUCGGAGCAGUACCACAGGGUCCUUGUUCACCGGGAAGGCAGUGAAGGAAGCCAAGUUUGGGGACUACAAUGCUGUCAUUGUGGAAGUCUCGGGAGAAGCCUUUUACACCGGUACAGCCACCUUCACUGUUGAAGAGGAGGACCCACUGAAGAAUGGCUUCUUCUUCAAGUGA